Molecule: messenger RNA, 1211 nt
Organism: Neocloeon triangulifer
Lineage: Eukaryota; Metazoa; Arthropoda; Insecta; Ephemeroptera; Baetidae
Product: hepatic lectin-like
Exons: 9
Coding region: 130-1053 (307 amino acids)
Source: RefSeq, a predicted model, not a curated record
UGAUUAUACUAGUAACAGACAGAACUGUAUAACGAACCCUGCUGACAGCUUUACUUCAAUUUUUUUUUUAAUAUUUAAACACAUAUUUCAGAGAAAGGCGCUCUUUUGUAUUAUUUGUUAUUUUUAACCAUGCUUUUCUCCAAAGGGAAUUAUUUUAUUCUUUGCCUGCUUUAUGCCAGCUCUUCUCUAAGCCAAUACCUUCAAAAUGUGUGCACGUCAACCCAAUACAGCUACAAUUGCAUCAAGGAUGCAGUGCGGCGCAGUGAACAACAGUUGGUGGAAGUAAAAGAUGUAUUGAAUGAAAAGGAGUUGGAAAACCAGAAAAUCCGUCAGCAAAUUAUAACCGCCACCAAUGAUUCAACAAAGGCACUGCGAGAUUUGUCACGAAAAAUAGAAGGCGAGACGAGUGCUACUGAAGCUGUUGAAAAAAAGAUAAAUGACAUAUCAGGACUAUUGAUUGGUAGAUUUCAGGAUAGCAAAACUGCUAUUGAGAACCUCUCUGAGAAAGUCACUGAAUUGACCGCUAAUAAUGCAAAAGGUGCUGAUUUGAGCCAGAUAAUUCAAAAACUGGAGGCGCUGCAGUUGCAGAUUAAUAAUAUCACUUCAAAUUGUGCUUCUAAUGUUGUAACAAGACUCAGGAGCAGACGCUCCACAAUUCCACAAUAUAUCGAAAGUCGGCUGGUCACACUUCCAUCAGGGAGAUAUCUCAUAAGCGAACAACUGGUUACGUGGUAUGAGGCUUUAGGAAUGUGCGAGUUGAUCGGCAUGCAAUUGGCUACUCCUAACACAGCGCAGAAAGACACGGACCUCCUCAAUCUGAUGGGCAAUCGGGGUAACGUGUGGAUGGGAGCUACCGACUUAGGCACCGAGGGCUUUUUCUACUGGGCCACAAACGGAGAUCCCAUCGGUCCAUACACAAACUAUGGCAGAGUCGGACCGCCUAACAAUUACGCUCGCAACGAACACUGCAUGCACUAUUGGCACAACAAGGUAUGGAAUGACUUCCACUGUGAUGCGAAACAAAGAUUCAUCUGCGAAGAAGUUAUUCCCUGAAUAUAUGGAUCUUGUUCUAGCAAAACUUAUAAAACUGUAAGCUGUAACCAAAAAUUGUAUUGAAUAACCAUAUUAUUGUUAUUCUAUGAUAAUUAUACUUUGUUGAAAAAAUCGGAACAUUUUAAUCUAGCCCCAUCCAAAAUAAAUUAACAAAGACA